GAUGACUAUCUUACCAAGGAAUUCCUGAAGUUUUGUUUCAUACCUAUAAUUCGACGAGAACUGCGUCUCGUGUCAGAACGCUGGAACACUCACCAUAUUCGGCGACAGAGGCAGUGCAACGUAGAAGGCGGUAAACCAGACGUUAUGUUUUUCACUCCUGAAGUUUACGGAAAACAGGACUAUUUAGUAAAUGUAGACAAAGAUGAUAUGAUUGCGUGCAAAGAAAUGCAAGCCGAGAAUUGCGCUGAUUACAAUGAAGAUAUAGAGGAGCUGGUGAGAUUAAUCAAACCAGAUUAUGUUUCACCCUCAAAUGCGUUUGAAGCGGUCAAAUUGUUUUCUGAGAUAGCAGGCGUUUUAAAAAGCAUUUAG
Molecule: messenger RNA, 369 nt
Organism: Porites evermanni
Lineage: Eukaryota; Metazoa; Cnidaria; Anthozoa; Scleractinia; Poritidae
Source: the annotation of a GenBank genome assembly